Molecule: messenger RNA, 336 nt
Organism: Schistosoma margrebowiei
Lineage: Eukaryota; Metazoa; Platyhelminthes; Trematoda; Strigeidida; Schistosomatidae
Source: the annotation of a GenBank genome assembly
AUGUUCCAUAUUAAUUGUAUCGUGUUAACCUUAUUAACAGUGUUUUUAUGGCAAAGUGAUGGAAUUAAUGCCAAAUCAUCUUUGAACAUACAUGCUAACGAAAUAGAUUGUGAUAUAUGUAUGGGAGUAGUAUCUCUUGGAAAAUUGUUUCUUGUGUCACCAAUUAUGGAUAGUUUAAAGAAAAUGCUUCUAGAAAAAUUAUGUUCAUUACCCGGGAUUAUAACAAAAAGAUGUAUUCAUUGGGGAUAUCAUCAAUUCAUCGAAACCAUGCAAAUAUUUUUCACUGUGUUCAAGAAAUAUAUCUCAAACAUUAACGAGUUGAGUACAAAGGAAUGA